This is a messenger RNA of Capra hircus (goat), 981 nucleotides long. RefSeq names its product olfactory receptor 2T29-like. Bases 19 to 981 code for a protein of 320 amino acids. The transcript has a single exon. The record is from RefSeq and is a predicted model, not a curated record. Lineage: Eukaryota; Metazoa; Chordata; Mammalia; Artiodactyla; Bovidae. Gene Ontology annotation, biological process: G protein-coupled receptor signaling pathway. Gene Ontology annotation, molecular function: G protein-coupled receptor activity; olfactory receptor activity. Gene Ontology annotation, cellular component: membrane.
UGGUCUAGGUGAAAUCUCAUGGACAACUCCACCUGGGUGGCCAACUACACAGGACAGUUGGAUUUCAUUCUCAUGGGACUCUUCAGUCAAUCCAAGUACCCAGUUCUUCUCUGUGUAGUCAUUUUUGUGAUUUUCCUGAUGGCCCUGUCUGGGAAUAUCAUGCUGAUCCUUCUGAUAUACUCUGAUGCCCACCUCCACACUCCCAUGUACUUUUUCAUCACCCAAUUGUCUCUCAUGGACAUGAUAUACAUUUCUGUAAUUGUUCCCAAGAUGCUCAUGGACCAGGUCCUGGGUAAGAAUAAGAUCUCAGCCCCUGAAUGUGGAAUGCAGAUGUUUCUCUAUCUAACAGUAGGAGGUUCAGAAUAUUUCCUUCUGGCUGCCAUGGCCUAUGACCGCUAUGUGGCCAUCUGUCAUCCACUCCACUAUUCUACCCUCAUGAGCCAUAAGGUGUGGCUCCUCCUGGUAUCUGGCUGCUGGUUCCUGGGAUCAGUGGAUGGCUUCAUGCUCACACCAGUCACCAUGACCUUCCCCUUCUGCAGAUCCCGGGAGAUCCAUCAUUUCUUCUGUGAGGUCCCUGCUGUAAUGAAGCUUUCCUGCUCAGACACUUCCCUGUAUGAGACACUCAUGUACCUGUGCUGUGUCCUCAUGCUCCUCAUCCCUGUGACAGUCAUUUCAAGCUCUUAUUCAUUCAUCCUCCUCACCAUCCACAGGAUGAAUUCAGCAGAGGGCAGGAAAAAGGCUUUUAUGACUUGUUCUUCCCACAUGACUGUGGUCAUCCUCUUCUAUGGAACUUCAACCUACAGCUAUAUGUUCCCCAGCUCCUACCACACCUCUGAGAAGGACAUGGCUGUAUCUAUCUUUUACACCAUACUCACUCCUGUUCUAAACCCUUUAAUCUAUAGUCUUAGGAAUAAGGAUGUCACAGGGGCUCUAAAGAACUUGUUGAAUGUGGAAUCUGCCUUUCAGAGAACUAUGAAAUAA